AUGCGACUGCUGCCUGUUGACAGUGGCAGUACGGCUGGAUCGAGACGACGGGCAACGAUGACACGCAUACGUACGGGUACGUUCGGAUUGCGGCAAAACACGGUUCCUAAUUUAUACGCUACCAUAGCGACGGAUUCAACGGCGAUGGAAAGCGCCAUCAUGGACACGGCGGAUGCGCUGGCCAGCAGCCCCGCCGAGAUGGUGGACGUCCAGGAGGAGGACGUUUCAUCAUCGAUCCACCCGCAUCAGUCGGCGGCUACGGUUCCGCUAAUGAACGAAAUCACCGUCACCCUGGCGGGCACCACCGCCGUGGACGAGGAGGAUGGCGAUAAUAAGUACGAUGUCGCUGAUAAGGACGAGAGCGAUUUGCCCGUUAUUGAUUUUGCCAGCGCAACGAACCACAACACAACCGAACCGCAGGCGACGCCACCAGACGCGACCGAUGAUAAGAUGCGGUGCUACGGGACGAAUGUGGCGGAAGAUAACGAAGCGAACGCGAUGAUGAUAGUGGAUUCGGUCGGUGCCACCGAAACGGCGCACUGUAGCAGCAAUAGCAGCACCACCAGCCACAGCAGCAGCAGCAGCAGUAGCACUAGCAGCAACAGCAACCACAGCAGCAGUAGCAGCAGCAGCAGUUCCAGCGGCAGCAGUACCACUGGAAGCAGCGCAACCCACCCCGAGCCGGAUGAGGUUGAAGCGGAAGAGGAAGAGGACGACGAAGAAGAGGAUGAGGAAGAAGGAGUCCACCACGUGGACGGGCAAGAGCUGCAUGGCGAGGAACGCGUGGCAACGGUCGUAGAUGAGUCCACGAGCGUGGACAAGCUGCACAUGAUGCAGACGGAUGACGAUCCGUUGCUGCAGGAAACGAUAAAUGCGCUCAUGAACGGAACGGACGGAAUCGAGGUUGUAAAUACGACCGAUCACCACACCACGACGACGGUGGUUUCGGCGGAUGCUGACAUUGCGGCCGUGGUUGCGGCUGAGAUGAGCACGCGACCGGCGAAUGAUGAGCUGGAGACGGAUCGGAACUACGAGUGCACGUACUGCGGCAAGCUGUUCACGCGCUCCAACACGCUGUCCUAUCACCUAAAGGUGCACACGGGCGAACGGCCGUUUAAGUGCAAACACUGCUCGAAAGCGUUCCGCGAACAGUACCGGCUCAUGAAGCACCUGAAAACGCACUCGAAAUAUCGCAACCGACGGCUCGAACGAGGACCACCGGAACACACCGACCGGGUGGUGACACAAAGCGUACGAGCUCACCUGCACCGGGGCGCUUCCGCAGCGCUGUUGGUCAGUGCGAACGGCUUGACGGUUGGGACGGGUGAGGAAGACUACGCCACCGGGGAUAGUGAGCGAUUUUUCAAGAGCUACGACAUGCCGGAUGGCACCGUUGCGAUGAAACUGGAACCGGAUAUUUCCCUGACGGAAGACGCCGACGUGACGGAGGUGGGUCCGGACGCGAUGCUUACUACGGAGGUCGUUGAUGCGCCGGAAGAACCCAUCUCCGAGGCACAGAUGGAUGCUAACGAUGCGCCGGAAGUUGUGCUGGCGGAUGGCAACGAUAUUCGCUACCAAAUCAUCGAGGAACGGAUCAAGUCGCUCCAGCGUGAGGUGCACCUGGUCAAUCAGAACCUCAACCGCGUCGAGUCGAAAGUCGACGGGUUAACGCGGAUCAUUUCGCUGUUCAUCGGCAAGCUGGAAGAUGAAACGGAUCUGGUCAAUCACGUCGCCCAGCAGCAGGUUCAGCAACAGCAACAGGUACUGUCGACGGUUUCCGGCGAGACCGGUGGAUCGAUGGUUCCCGUGACAUCGUUGACCGUUGUUGCACAACCACAGCAACCCACGGCGUCCAUUCCAUCCUCCUCGGCCACCUCGCCGACGGUUCAACCGAAGGCGAUUUUCCUCACGUCGACCUCCGCCAAUCCGCCGUCGGUUCAAUCACAAACAGCGCCGCAAACGGCGCACGUUUACACCACGGCAAACCUUUCGAUCGCCUCCGUGAGCCACAGUGGCCAAUCGACGGCUUCCAUCGUACCCCAUCAACCGGCGGUGCAAUCGUCAGUGACCAAAGAAGUCACUGCCCAAAUCGGAAGCACACACUACUAUCAAUUCGCGGAGCCACCAUCGAUGGUACACCCGAAAACGGAACCUCCGGCGACUCCGGUCACGACGACGCUCACGGUGCCCUCACCAUCGCCAACUCCACCGUUGUCGCAGACCCAACAGCACCUGGCACUAACGUCUGGUGGCACCAACGGCAACCAACUGCUCGAUUCAUUACCCGACAUUCCGGAGCUACCGAUCCGUACCGUGAGCGAUUUCCUCGAUCUCAACGAUCACUGCACGGACAACGAGCAGUUCCUGCUGCAAAUGAUGAUCCGGUUACACCAAGAAAUACACAACUCGCAGCCAUUCCAGCGCAACAUCAAGCGAAUGAUGGAAGCACUCGUCACGUACGAGGUCCUGUGCCAGUUCAGCUGGAGCGGCAAAUCGGCCAUCAAUGGGCAGUACACGAAGUACGUGUUCGGCAACAGCCUGGGCAUCAUCGAUUUGCUGACGAAAACGCUCAACCUCGGCAAGAGCGCUGAGGAGGCGGAAACCAACCAGAAACCGAUCUUUGCCGCGAUCCAAAGCUUCAUCAAGCACUCGCGGCAAAACAUGAUCCGCGACAGUCGCAAGCGUCGCGAACCGAUGCGCUCGUCAGGAAGUUCCAUGGCGCUGGCCGCGGGUGAUGUCGUAGCGGCCAUGGCAGCGGUGGAGGGAGUGGCCACCACUACCGCCACCAUCUCGUACCACGUGAACGGUACCGACCGGUUGCAGAUUAAGCAGAUAAAAUCGGAACGGCAUCAACACCACCACCAGACGGAGCUGGUGCAUCCGUUUUAA
This is a messenger RNA of Anopheles nili, 2889 nucleotides long. RefSeq lists its product as uncharacterized. Lineage: Eukaryota; Metazoa; Arthropoda; Insecta; Diptera; Culicidae. Gene Ontology annotation, cellular component: nucleus. The record is from RefSeq and is a predicted model, not a curated record. The transcript is spliced from 4 exons. The coding region runs from base 1 to 2889 and encodes 962 amino acids.